AUCCACCAUCCUGCAGGAGAGCAAGUCCCUGCUGAAGAGCCAGACCGUGUCAGACCAGGCAGUGGCAGAAGCCCUGUGUGCCAUCAUGCUCCUGGAGGACAGCUCUCCACGCCAGGCCCUCGCCGACUUCCUUCUGGCCAGGAAGCUGGCCAUUCAGCAGCUGCUCAACCAGCCACACCACAGUGCAGGUAUAAAAGCCCAGGUGUGCUCACUGAUGGAGCUGCUAACCACUACCCUGUACCAGGCUCAUGCUCUCUUCUACACCGUGCCCGAAGGGAUGCCACCAGACCCAGCCCUGCCCUGUGGUUUGCUCUUCUCCACCCUGGAGAGCACCACAGGCCAGCACCCUGCAGGGAGAGGUGGGGUUCUGGAGGACGAGGUGAAGCUGAGCAGCUGGUUCAGGUACCUCCCAGAGUCUGUGGUGCAGUUCCAGCCAGCCCUAAGGACCCUGGCACACCCCAUCAGCCAGGACUACCUCAGGGACACGCUGCAGCAGUGGAUCACCAUGUGCAGCGACGACAUCAGGGCCGGGGUCAGCAACCUGCUCGUCUACGUGAAGAGCAUGAAAGGCCUCGCGGGGAUUCGCGACGCAGUGUGGGAGCUGCUCACCAGCGAGUCCGUGAGCCAGAACUGGGAGGCCGUGUGCCGCCGCCUUUUGGAUAAACCCGCUUCCUUCUGGGAGGAGCUGCUGCAGCAGCUGUUCCUGGACAGGCUGGAG
Molecule: messenger RNA, 718 nt
Organism: Mesitornis unicolor (brown roatelo)
Lineage: Eukaryota; Metazoa; Chordata; Aves; Mesitornithiformes; Mesitornithidae
Product: conserved oligomeric Golgi complex subunit 1-like
Exons: 4
Biological process (GO): intra-Golgi vesicle-mediated transport
Cellular component (GO): COG complex; Golgi apparatus
Source: RefSeq, a predicted model, not a curated record